UCGCAUACGGAAUUGUUAGAUUAAACGAACUAUGGAUACGCAAUCUAAAUUUGUUUGGACAAAUAAUAAAUUCAUAGAUAAAUAUUUUAAUAUAUUAUAAUUUUUUAUUACAAAGCAAAAUUAUUUGAAUGGCCGAUGGAGUGGAAAACACAAACACUAACGUGAAACCAGAAAAAAUAGAAAAAAACAAAUCAAAAGAAAAGAAAAAGUCAAAAGAUCAAAAGCUUUCGGUGUUAGAAUCGCACGGGUACAGUGUGGGCCGAAGCGUGGGUAGUGGAUCGUAUGCUACCGUUAAGAUUGCACAUUCCGAACGCCAUAAGUGCAAUGUGGCAAUCAAAAUCGUUUCCAAACUUCAAGAGGCUCCAGAUUAUUUAGAAAAAUUCCUCCCCAGAGAAAUAGAAGUAGUCAAAGGCCUCAAACACGAGAAUUUAAUCAGAUAUUAUCAAGCAAUCGAAACGACUCACCGGGUUUAUAUCAUUAUGGAAUACGCAGAAAAUGGUUGUCUAUUGGACAUCAUUAAAAGAGAUGGUAAAAUAGACGACGAUAGGGCUCGGAAAUGGUUCAUGGAACUUGUCAACGCUAUAGAAUAUUGCCACAAAAAAGGAGUCGUUCACAGAGACAUAAAAUGUGAAAACUUGUUGAUGGACACAAAUUACAAUAUCAAGCUAUCAGAUUUCGGGUUCGCGCGUAAUAAUAUGAUAAAGAAAAACGGUCAGAUGAAAACGAGCAACACGUUUUGCGGCAGUUACGCUUACGCGUCGCCAGAAAUAUUAAAAGGCAUACCUUACCAGCCCAACGCUUCUGACAUUUGGUCUAUCGGAGUAGUGCUUUACGCCAUGAUAUUUGGGACUCUGCCCUUUGACGACUCGACCUAUCCAAAGUUACUGAAACAAGUUCAAAAGCCAGUAACAUUCCCUCGAGACAUAAUUAUUUCUGAUGCCUGUAAACAGAUGAUAAUAAAAUUACUGUCACCAUUGAAAGAACGUUUGCACAUAUCAGAUAUAAAAACUCAACCAUGGAUUAGUCUGGCAAUUACAAGUCCUACUACUACUGAUAAAAGCGAUCCUGAAAAAUCAGUAACUUGACGAGUAAAAAAUUCUUUUAAAUUGAGUGCUUGGCAUAAGGUUCAAAAAAUUGUGACACAGUAAAAAAUCUUCGUAUUCUCUGCUAUGCCCAUUAUGCAAUAAAAAGUGAUGCAACAAUACAAUUUCUUGUGACCAUUGUUGAACUUGGUACCAUAUCAAGUGUUUAAAUAAUAAGUAUACCAAAAAAAAAAAAAAAAAAAAAAAUGGUUUUGUUAAUACUGUUAAUUAUAUGCUUUAAUUUGUUUACAAAAUAAAUGAAAUGAUUUAUUGAAAUAUUUGAAAUAACACUUAGUUAAUAUCAAUUUUUAAAUUGUUUAAGUAUAGGUAUCUAAAACCAGUAAAACCUAAAGUUAUAGACGAAUAGUUAUUAUAAUAUUUAAAUAUUUAAUAAUAUAAUAAUUAAUGUAUAAUGUACAGGAUCACUGUAGAUAAAUUAUGGAACUGGCUUAUAAUCUAUAUACCUAUCAUAUGAGCCCAAACUUGAUUGUUACAUAACUGAGUUGUUAUAAAAUAUUAAAUUAACACAAUAUACGUGUACUUAUAUAGAAAGCAAUAAUAUUGACUUUCCAAUCAAUUUUAUUUUUUCGUAUAAUAUCUAGAUCAAAUAUUUUUAAUCAAUAGAUAGAUAUUUUGGAUUUUUAAUUAUUAUUAACUUGUUUAAAAUUGUAUUUAUUAAUAUAGACCGGUUGAAAAUGAAGCCAAGA
Aphis gossypii (cotton aphid) is the source of this 1789-nucleotide messenger RNA. Its product is annotated as testis-specific serine/threonine-protein kinase 4-like. The record is from RefSeq and is a predicted model, not a curated record. The transcript is spliced from 6 exons. Lineage: Eukaryota; Metazoa; Arthropoda; Insecta; Hemiptera; Aphididae. Gene Ontology annotation, cellular component: cytoplasm. Gene Ontology annotation, molecular function: tau-protein kinase activity; protein serine/threonine kinase activity; ATP binding. The coding region runs from base 129 to 1085 and encodes 318 amino acids. Gene Ontology annotation, biological process: intracellular signal transduction; protein phosphorylation; microtubule cytoskeleton organization.